CCGGCGGGCCCUCCCCUCGGCCGUCCCCGCCCGCCCGCCCGAGCGGGGUCGGGGGAGGGGGCAGCAUGGCCUGUCCGUCCGGCCCCCUUCGCCGCGCUCCUCAUCUGCCCCGCGCCGAGCGCCGCCGCCGCCGCCGCCGCCGCCGCUCCGCUGCCCGCGCCGCCCGCGGCUCCCGAUGGAGACUGACGCGCCCCAGCCCGGCCUCGCCUCCCCGGACUCGCCGCACGACCCCUGCAAGAUGUUCAUCGGGGGACUCAGUUGGCAGACUACGCAGGAAGGGCUGCGCGAAUACUUCGGCCAGUUCGGGGAGGUGAAGGAGUGUCUGGUGAUGCGGGACCCCCUGACCAAGAGAUCCAGGGGUUUCGGCUUCGUCACUUUCAUGGACCAGGCGGGGGUGGAUAAAGUGCUGGCGCAAUCGCGGCACGAGCUCGACUCCAAAACAAUUGACCCCAAGGUGGCCUUCCCUCGACGAGCACAGCCCAAGAUGGUGACUCGAACGAAGAAGAUCUUUGUGGGGGGGCUGUCGGUGAACACCACGGUGGAGGAUGUGAAGCAAUAUUUUGAGCAGUUUGGGAAGGUGGACGACGCCAUGCUGAUGUUUGACAAAACCACCAACCGGCACCGAGGGUUCGGGUUUGUCACGUUUGAGAGUGAGGACAUCGUGGAGAAAGUGUGUGAAAUUCAUUUUCAUGAAAUCAACAACAAAAUGGUGGAAUGUAAGAAAGCUCAGCCAAAGGAGGUGAUGUCGCCGACGGGCUCAGCCCGGGGGAGGUCUCGAGUCAUGCCCUACGGCAUGGACGCCUUCAUGCUGGGCAUCGGCAUGCUGGGUUACCCUGGUUUCCAAGCCACAACCUACGCCAGCCGGAGUUAUACAGGCCUCGCCCCUGGCUACACCUACCAGUUCCCCGAAUUCCGUGUAGAGCGGACCCCUCUCCCGAGCGCCCCAGUCCUCCCCGAGCUUACAGCCAUUCCUCUCACUGCCUAUGGUCCAAUGGCGGCAGCAGCGGCGGCAGCGGCUGUGGUUCGAGGGACAGGUUCGACUCCCAGCCGCACAGGGGGCUUCCUGGGGACCACCAGCCCCGGCCCCAUGGCCGAGCUCUAUGGGGCGGCCAACCAGGACUCGGGGGUCAGCAGUUACAUCAGCGCCGCCAGCCCUGCCCCCAGCACCGGCUUCGGCCACAGUCUUGGGGGCCCUUUGAUUGCCACAGCCUUCACCAAUGGGUACCACUGAAGCAGGGGACGGUGGCAGGAGCGCCCCAGCCUGCAGCUGACUGAGGACCACGAGCGAGCCAGCGAGGGGGCGGGAGACCUCAGCCGCAGCCGCCGCCCCCUCCCCUGCAGCGACUCGGACCUGCUACUGCCUGCCCCCCACUCCCCGGGCCCGGCCCCUGCCCUGCUGCCCUGCUGCCCCCGACAGCGUCUGGCUCCCCUACUAACGUCCCCCUCUUCGCCCUUGCCCCUGUCCCCACCCGCCCCUCUCCCGGCCCCGCUUUUAUUUAUUUUGGAUUAGCCGGUUGCCCACCCCAGCCCUCUGGUCCAUCCCUCCCUGCCGCGCCCCUCCCUCCUUGCCGCGCCCCCCUAGGACCGCCUCCUCCCCAAAAGGCUUUUGGAUUUGUGCAUAGCUAGAGUGAAGGCGGAGGGAGCCUGCUACAGGCCGCAGCCCAACCCGUUUUUUAUUCAGAUUUCCCCUCCUUUACCCUUUCCCUUUUUUUUUUUUUUUAAAGAAACCGUUUUUAAACUAUUUCUAGGUUUGUGAAUGUGAAGCCCCAGGCCGCAGGGGGCAAGGGGCCAGGUGCCCCUCACCAGCUGAGAACAAAGUGUCUGUCUGGAUGUGGGCCCCUGGCUGCCUCCCUCCAGCCCUGGAGAGGAGGGCAGGGCUGCGGGGAGGCCAGGCCGAGCCCCUGGAACCAUCCCGUCCUGUAUCAUAUGUAAAUACUGUGAGGUGAUGUGCCCACCCCUCUCUAAGACCCCUCGGGGGUGAGGGGCUCCCCCCUCCCCUGUUUCUGUCCCCUCAGACACCGUUACUGUAAGCUUGCAGGCCUCAGCUGUGGCCACGGCAGGCCCGCUCUCUCAGGCCCUCAGGGUCAAGGCCUUGGUUGGACCUGCCCACUCCAAAAACCCAGUGUGGGGGCAAAGGGCAUGGGAAGAGCAGGGUUUGCCCAGAGACACUGCUGGACAGGAAUUAACUCUCCAAAGGUCUCCCCUGCUCCCUACCUAGGUUGGGUCUUCAUGGUUUCUGCUCAGUCUGUCCCCCUUCCCCCUCGACUCCCGCAAUGAGUGGGCACCAGGGGACGCUCUGGCGAGGGCAGACCCCAGGGGAAAGCAAAGGGCGUCUCAGGGAACCCCCACAUUCUCUCACUGAAGUUUCCCACCAGGAUGACCCCACAGCCAGAGUCCCUUGGCAGCCUCUCACCCCAGAGCCCCCUUCUAAGGAAAAAGAGAGGUUCAGAGCGUUGGACCUUCAUGAACAGUGGCCUGGCUGGCGUGGCAGGGCCAAGGCCCACCCACUGCCAUCCCCCCUCUGUGUGUCCCUGUCCCCCAGUUACGAGGCCCAGGGCCUGAGCUCUCUUCUCCCCAGCAUCGCCCCCACCUGGAAACCCCGCCUUUGGAGAGUUAAUUAUCUGUGUGAGGUGCUUAACCUAUCAGCCCUGAGAACACAAAGCAAUAAUCUUUGUUACUGAGAUGCGCGGCUGUUCGUGUUUUGGGUUUUUUUUUUUUUUAAUGUUUCCUAAUAAAAGAGAAGCUGCAUUUUAUUGGUUUUUAUUUUUAAUUUUCUACAUGUUUGAGCUGAGUCCUGAGACACUUAGCUUCCCUCUCCCUUAUCCCCGGACCCUUCCACCCCACUGGGCCCAACCAUGGGCUCAGGACCCUGGAAUUCCGUUUUCUGAUUUGUUUGGGGAUUUUUUUUUUUUUUUUAAGAUGUUACAUGGUGUUUUGAAGCCAGCAAGUUACCACCCUCCGGUGUCUCUUCUCUCCACAUCUGUAACUUCUUUUUCCAGGUUUCAUUUUCAGUUUUAAAUUCCUAAUAAAUUAUUUGAAAACGUU
Messenger RNA from Nomascus leucogenys (northern white-cheeked gibbon), 3045 nucleotides. It is a transcript of the gene MSI1, whose product is annotated as musashi RNA binding protein 1. Gene Ontology annotation, cellular component: cytoplasm. Gene Ontology annotation, molecular function: RNA binding. NCBI's taxonomy places the organism in Eukaryota, Metazoa, Chordata, Mammalia, Primates, Hylobatidae. The record is from RefSeq and is a predicted model, not a curated record.